AAGUCGUUUUAUCAUCUCCAUUUUACUCCAAAAACAAGAAUCCGAAUCAGGAUCAGGAUCAAUGUCCUUCUAAAGCGAUACCAAAAACUUACAAAUGUAGAGUCUAUAAUCAAGUCGCGUCUGCGACCAAUGAGUGCGAUUCACAAGCUAUUUGUGCUAUACAUUCUGAUGUUGCUGGGCAAGCUUACUUAGUGCAAUGUCAAAGUUCAUCUCCUGCGUGCAACGCUGGUCUUUAUCCAGCGCCAGUUUUAUCAUUUAAAUGUGGCCCAGUUGUGCCAGGUGAACCAAAAACAACAUGUGAACUUAGUUGCAAUACCUGUUUUACUAAUCCUGAUAGUGCAAGUAAUCCAAAUUCAAUACUCUGUAUUGUCUGUGGACCACUGUCACAAUUAUUUAUUAAGAAAGCCAGUAUUAUGUUUAAUACUGUCUCGAAAGAAGUGGCUUUCGUGCACAUUACUUUGGAGAUCGAAUCAGUUAUUAACGUCCACUCCUUGAUGGGAUGUUUUAUUG
Molecule: messenger RNA, 510 nt
Organism: Racocetra persica
Lineage: Eukaryota; Fungi; Glomeromycota; Glomeromycetes; Diversisporales; Gigasporaceae
Source: the annotation of a GenBank genome assembly